Molecule: messenger RNA, 2005 nt
Organism: Oncorhynchus tshawytscha (Chinook salmon)
Lineage: Eukaryota; Metazoa; Chordata; Actinopteri; Salmoniformes; Salmonidae
Product: H-2 class II histocompatibility antigen, E-S beta chain-like
Exons: 6
Coding region: 698-1486 (262 amino acids)
Biological process (GO): positive regulation of T cell activation; antigen processing and presentation of exogenous peptide antigen via MHC class II; immunoglobulin production involved in immunoglobulin-mediated immune response
Cellular component (GO): MHC class II protein complex; membrane
Molecular function (GO): MHC class II protein complex binding
Source: RefSeq, a predicted model, not a curated record
UUCCCCCCUCCGUCAUCAAUACUUACAUGAUCACAAACUUUAAUGUCAUUUCACCAUUCACUACUAACUAUCAGUUGUGUGGUAAACAGGAGGAAGUAUGAAGUUUUUAUACAAUGUACUGAAACUGAGUGAGAAUGGGAGAGCAUGUCUGAGCUAUUGUAGGACCAAUACCAUAGAAACCCAAACAAGACUGUAAAGUAGUAGGUUGGUUAAUAUUUACACACAGUGACAGGAAUAAGAGUUUUAUUGUAUGCAAUAAUUGGUAUGGGACUUUGUCUGGUGUCAAAUCAAUAAUCAUAAACAGGGUCGGGUAGGUUACUUUCUAAAUGUAAUCCAUUACUAGUUAAGUGUCAUUGUAAUCCGUAGCGUAACUUUUGAAUUACCCAAACUAACAGAUUACGUUCAGUUACUUUUGCAUUACUUUCCCUUUAAUAAAGAGGCGUUAGAAAAAGACAAAGGAUCCAUCCAACACAUUUGGUGUGUCAUAGUGGUCUCUGACUUGUGGUCAGACUCGCUCAGACGGACAAACUUCAACUUGCACAAUUUUUCAACGCUGAAUUGAAUGAAAUUGAGAAAACAAAGUGUCAAUGUAUUUUUUCACAGACAUCGAUUCUGAAUUUAAAAACACAGGCCAACAUUAACCACAUAGAGACACAGAAGGAUGUAUCUAACUCUGUUCUCGUUCUGAGAAGUAAACAUGUCUGUGCUGAAUCUCUCGUCCAUCCACCUAUUGCUUCUCUUCUCCUCUCUGUCUGGAGUAGAUGGCUAUUUUGGACACUUUGAGAUGAGGUGUCGGUUCAGCUCCGAGGAGCCCCGUGAUAUUGAGUUUCUGCUGCAGGUCUACGGCAACAAGAAGUUACUGGGACAAUACAACAGCACAACAGAGAAAUGUACGGUCUACACACAAUGGAUGAAGAACUUCACUGAAACGGCCUGCAAAGGCCCUGCUUUUCUGGCCGCGAGGAGAGACGAAAUGAAGAAAUACUGCAGCAGCAAUGUUCCUGUGGUGUAUGGGUACUUACUAGAUAAGGCAGUUGAGCCCUACAUCAGGCUGAGGUCAGUGGAGCCGUUCAGUACCAGACACCUGGCCAUGCUCGUGUGCAGCGCCUACGACUUCUACCCCAAACCCAUCAGAGUGACGUGGCUGAGGGACGGACAGGAAGUGACCUCAAAUGUUACUUCCACAGAGGAGCUGGUCAAUGGGGAUUGGACCUACCAGAUCCACUCGCACCUGGAGUACACACCCACACCUGGAGAGAGAAUCGCCUGUAUGGUGGAGCACUUCAGCCUCACUGAGCCCAAACUGUAUGACUGGGACCCCUCCAUGCCUGGUCCUGAGAAGAAUAAGAUGGUGAUCGGGGCCUGUGGGCUGCUGUUGGGGGUGGUCUUUAUAGCAGCUGGACUGAUCUACUACAGGAAGAAAUGUAAUGAAGGACGAGUGUUGAUGCCGACCAUGGCGCUGCCAGAAAGUUAUGGCACCAUCUAGUGGUUCACACCAGUCAGCCUUCUGAAGGUUGUGAUCUGAACCCACUUAAUUAGUCUGGGUACCAGUCUUUUUAAGCUAACAUUCCACUUCUUGUUGCCUCUUCCGUGACAUAUGCCAAGGAGGUCAAGUAGUGGAAGGUCAGCUAAAAAGACUGGUACACAGACUACCACUUAAUCAUUCCAAGCACAAUGUCUUCUCAGUCUCCCAGGCCUUUUGCAUUGGAGGAGAGGUUGCAGCCAGAAACUCCCAAGGCCCUUCUAUGGGGAUCAGAAUCCCGGCAUUCAGAUCAAGAGUUUACCACCGAGUGGCCAACUUGAUCAAAUCUAUGUCCACAUCCUGUGCGUCUGAGACUUUAGAUCUAGGAUAUGAUUUUGUAAGGAAUUUUCAGAUGCGACAAACAAGAUUGGUUUAUGGAAUUGUUCAUCCUUAGGUUUUGAUUCUAAUUCUUGUUUCUAUUGGCAACUGAUGUUAUUGUUAACUUGGCUUUGUCUUUUAUUAAAAUAGUUUUAUUUUGCAGUU